CAAUGGCACUCGGAGCAUUUGACGCACUGGACGUGCCACGACUUGUCCAGCACCUUCAUGAGUGAGGCGAUCUCGCAGGGAGACAGGCGAGUAGGAGAAAAGAUAGAGAGGGUCGUAUUCACAUAGAUUACGGAGAUCCGUUUACUAUUGUAAAUGCGCGGGAAAACCGUAAGUUCAAAUUUUCAAAUUUUGUCGAGUGCCUGGAGCUUUGCAGGCAAGUAAGUGUGAAGACAAACGCGCAGCGAUCCCAAUGUUGUCAUGAACCGUCUUCAUCUCAAGGAGAAUUGCUUUGAACCCAUGGACACACAUAGUCUCCCGCCGAGGCUGGGAAGAAAGAGGCGCUCAUCCGUGAGAUAUCCACGUGGCGCAAGCUACAGUUUGUGUUUAGCGCGUCUCUGCUUGUAUUUCUGCAGAUCCUCAAGCCGCAGAGGCCGUUCACUGACGUACAGAACCUCUCUCGCGGCAUUGGUGGAGACGACAGUCGGACAGCAAAAGACCGCCGGGUCAGCUUUUGUCCAAGAAUUGAAGUGAAGGAGUUCACCAAGCACAACUUUGCUGAUCCUACCUCUGGAGAGACUGGUCCGGCUACUCGGUCAAGGCCUGAGGAUGAGGGAGCUGUCAAACAGGUGUCACUCCCGAGUGUGGAGGACGAGGUGCCUCAAAUGUCCACCCCAGUGAGGAAGAAGAGGAGAAGGAUCUCUGCUGCCAGUCCGAUUGCCCGACUCUCAAUCAUUCCCUAAGUUUGAGAAAUCCUUUGCUUUCCCCGACGAUGACUUUGUGAUAUUUGAAGACAGAGAUCGGGGGCAGUCUAGAGGUCCUCCCCCAGCCACUGCUCCUCACGAGGAGAUCACUCUAUUGGAGGACCUGCCUGAACCACACCCUCCUGCACUGGAGGAUGACGUAAUGCUGGACCUCGAGCUAAACGAGGCUCCAAUGAACGGGGCUCCUCCUGAUACGAACCAGCUCCACUCAGAGUCCUCACCUCCCACCAAUCUCCCUCGUCUCACGGAUGACGAUAACCAGAGGUUGGCUGAGCUGUUCCCGAGCGUUGCCGUCUCUCCUCCCACUAAUGCCACCGCAAUAAUUGGCACUUUCGUCACCGUACACCAACUCUUACUUUGUAGCAAUGUCCUCACCCGAGAUGAAGACCACACCCCGAAGACUGGCUGAUAGACGGAGGAUCAACAUCACAGCAGGCGACCAGUUGGUAGAUAGGGAGAUGGGGGAGGAAGAUGGGGGAGUGGUCAGUAAGGAGCUCCGUGUGGUCGAGUCACCACUCAGUCAAGGAGGCACCAUGGCUGAGCCACGCUCGAUGGACCUGACCUGCUUUUCUUCCCACCCCUCUACCAGCGAAAACACACCAGCCCUCCCCUCUGCAGUCAUAGGGACUCAUUCCAUGGAGUUGACCUGCUUUUCCUCACGUCCCUCGACAAGCCAAGACACAACUGCCUUAGUCCCUUCUCCACACACUGGAGCUGAGCCUGAGCCUGAGCCUGGAACUAUUGCUAAUACUGUGGCUAUGUCUCUCACAUGUGACCAGUUGGAACAGGAAGAGGGGGAGGGUGGUGUGUCAUGUGACAAUCAUGUGGUCUCUGCUGAGUCAACAAUUCCUCUUCCCAGCCCACAUCUUAGUAGUGGGGGAGAGAGUCAGGAGAUGAUGGACAUCACAUGUCAGUCUGAGACCACCACCACCAGCCAGGAGACAUGCCAGGACACCUCUCUUCACAUCCACCAAGAGCCCUGUACUGUCAAACAGGACACCUCUCUCCCCUCCAGUAGACCAGUUGAAGAUGAUGAGAACAGCAGGCAACCUGGUGAUCUGGACAAAUCUUCCCCUGCUGUUGACAAGAGAAGCUUGGAGAAGGCGUAUUCUGUGGGUCAAAGCAAUGGGUCAGCAUGUGGAAACAAGGAGCAGAAAGUCGCGGCAGAGCCAGAAGAAGAAGUGGCUAAUGUGGCUCCUACAACCAACUCCAGUCCAGUGUUCAAAGUGCCCAAGAGACCACCAAAGACACAGUUGAGUCUCAAGUCAUCCGGGAAGAGGGUGGUUGUUGCGUCUCCCAUUGUCCCCACCCCCCGCCGCACCGGUUCUCUCUCCCUCUCCUCCUCACUCUCCCACCACCCUCUCAAUACCACCUUCACUGUUCCUCCUCUCUGUAAACCCCGCACUCCCACUGCUACACCCUCCAAUCCACAGUCUAUACCCCAGCUACCCUCUACUGAGGGAAAAGAAGAGACAACGACUAGUAUCAUCAGCUCUCUCCUAUCUUCUCCUCUUCCAUCUGCUCCCUCUCCUCUCGCACUGCCCCCCACACACCCCUGUACCGGCUGGCUCCAAUCUCCCGGAGAGAGUUUCAACCUUGUCCACUCUGAAGAUGAAACACUCGACAGCACACGGGAAGAUAUCUCUCCUCCAGAACCACGUCCACCACCCACUCCUCAACAGUUGCAGACAGACAGCCAGGGAAAUAUAACUUCUACACUCCAAGAAACCCCUGUCCCUCAGCAUAAGACACCUGUUCCCCUACCUACCCUUCCGGCAAGUUCUGCUUUUCAACCAAAGCGGUGUGCAGUACCACCACAGGUAGUGACACCGCUGUUCAACCACAUCUCCAGUCAAACGGCACGACUAGCUGCGGCCAUCCACAGACUCAAAGUGAGUGGACCCCCGGUCGUUUUGCCAGAGGUCGUGACCCCCGAGACAGCAAUGGUGGCCAAUCCUCCCCUACCAACUGCCCCCUCAUCAGACCUGUCCAUUCGCUCGACAAGACUCAACGACACCACGGUCUGCAGCAGCCCACUUCUCUCAACGUCCAUCUACGACAAGUUCCUGGUAAAGAUCUACAAGGAGGAGAACGAUCCGUUGGCCCCUGCUGCCGAGACUGAAACUUUAAUUGCGGGACCUAUCGCUACUGGUGGAGCCACUGGUCUCGAUAGGGUCUCCAAACAAGAGACCACCACAGAAAUUGACGUCACAUCGCAACACAGCAACACAUCAGUUCCCACUGCUCCCGUGUCCAGCACUCUCUUCAGUAGCUUUCUCUCAGACCUUACCUCCAGACUGCAGGACAUGCUCCAUGGCAUCCAGCAGAGACUCAACUCAGAGAAAUACUGCUCUAUUCACAAAUGUCUGCCUCUAGUUCUGGACAAAUGGAGCCGAAUAUUUGCUGCAUGUCUGGGAACUCUAACAGUACUGGAGGAGUAUGGGAAGCUAUCGGGAGAGUCCAACACCCACUGCUGGCAGGACGAGGGGUGGUGUUUGGAGCAAAUGCCGCUGCCUGCCAUUGGCCAGGAAGACAUGGAGCAGGACUCCCUCUCUGUCAAACUAGACUGGAUCAUGGAACUGAGUGGCUUCUACAGCACGAUGAGACCCACUGCUGAGCUGGCCAGGGACGAAGCCGCACAGUUGUAUGGCUGGCUGUUUGAAGAUUGGUCUUACGCUACAACCACUCAAAAUGUGACUGUAGUUCUUGGAGCUAAACCUCACCACUUCCAAGUCUCUGUGUCUGAUAUGAUGGCUGACAGAGUCAGUAGCAACGAGAUCAGUGGUUGAGACCAUCUGGAGACAUGUCAACGGUGGUCCAUGACUGUUCCUCUUGUCCUGUCUAGUUCUUAUACCUCUUCCAUUUAUACUGGUUUUUUUGUUGCUUUUUUUGUCCUACGCUAUAACUGUUUUACGCAUCAUCACACCCUAUAUACAACUGGUGGGUCAUGUUUGAAACUGAAAUACACUGCAAGAAAAAACAUUGUAAGAUACAACAAACUCCUAUUGUGGUGUUAUGUAGCUAUGAAGAGGACCUGCUGAAUUGUAUGUGCCAUUGUAUUGUAAUAGUCUCGUCUCUGCUGAUGGUGGAGGUGGUGGGUUAUGAGGGAGGGACUGGUGCAGUGGUGUAGGCAUAGUCAGCCUUGUUGUGCAUCACCAGCCUCUCCUCCACGAAGUAGAAACUAUCAGAUUUUGUCUGGUACGGAUUAUCAAUCAGCUCUUUCUCUUCCUCGGGUGUCAGUUCAGGCAUCUCGUAGAUAUGCUCACAGCUGUUACGUGAGUAAGGCAUGCAGAAGCCAAAGUCAAAGUCGAAUGAUUUGAGUAGUUUCUCCUUGAAGUAGUGUCUUUCCACCAUCCUCAGCUGACGGACCUCUGACCCUCCCACCGUGAACUCCAC
Molecule: messenger RNA, 4157 nt
Organism: Geodia barretti
Lineage: Eukaryota; Metazoa; Porifera; Demospongiae; Tetractinellida; Geodiidae
Source: the annotation of a GenBank genome assembly